This is a messenger RNA of Toxorhynchites rutilus septentrionalis, 1124 nucleotides long. RefSeq names its product titin-like. Bases 54 to 1070 code for a protein of 338 amino acids. The record is from RefSeq and is a predicted model, not a curated record. The transcript has 2 exons. NCBI's taxonomy places the organism in Eukaryota, Metazoa, Arthropoda, Insecta, Diptera, Culicidae.
CGUUGGCUGUGUUUGGCUUUGGCGAGUAAUCGGUGGAAGAAGCGAAAACUGCGAUGGAGUUGUAUUUAGUUUUUCUAGUGGGACUGACCGUGCACGGAGUGGUUGCUGUGAAGUCAUCGGACGAUACGAAACCGGAACAAGAUAUGGUGGCUGAGGAGAGUGUUAAAGUUCAGGAAAAGCGUGUCAUUGAAGAUUUUGGAAUUGUAUCCGCACCUGAGUUACACAGUGGUUUCGAGCCAUCGUUUGGAUAUGAUGUAGGUGCGACACGACGCACUUUCGGACACAACUUGAACGAGGAUUCCCACAUAACUGAAGAUACUCCAGUCGACGGUGUGAAACAUGUGAUUGUCGAGAAGAGAGUACCAAUUCAUAUCGAUCGGCCUGUACCUUAUCCUGUAGCGGUGGAGAAACGGAUUCCUGUUAUCAUUGAAAAGAAGGUACCAAUCCACAUUGAUCGUCCGAUUCCGUACCCGGUGAAAAUUCCAUAUCCCGUGGAAGUUGAAAAAAAAGUUCCGGUUUACGUCGAGAAAAGGGUACUUGUUGAUCGUCCCGUUCCAUAUCCUGUACAUGUAGAAAAGCAGGUUCCAGUUUACGUGGAGAAGAAAGUUCCAGUUGUGAUUGAGAGAAAAGUACCGGUACAUGUCGAGGUGAAAGUUCCGGUUGUCAAAAAAAUUGAAGUUCCAGUGCCAAAGCCGUUCGCGGUUCACGUACCCAAGCCAUAUCCGGUUUACAUCGAGAAACAAGUCAUCAAACACAUCGAUCGACCUGUUGCCGUCGAAGUCGAGAAAAAGGUCCCUGUUGCUGUGGUGCACAAUGUUGAAGUUCCCCAGCCCUAUCCAGUCUACAUUGAAAAACCUGUCUAUGUAGAGAAACAAGAAGCUCGCGAUGAUGGAGAGAACUACGAUGGGGAUAAUUCACUGAAUGAUUAUAACAAUCAUCAGCAUCAUGGGCAGAGUUCUUACGAUCAACAGCCGCAGUACUCUGAAUCGUCUCAAUCAGAAGCCAAGAAGGAAGCUCCUCAUUCAAGUUCUGUGAAAAUUAAUUAUCAUAUCGAUAGUGAUCACAAAUAAUAGAAAAAAGUACUUCUACAAAUUAAUUAACAUUUACGCAACUCUAGUCGAUCA